AUGAAGAAACCGAUUCUGGCCAACCUUAAAGUGUUUGGAUGCCACGCGUAUGUUCAAGUGCCUCAAGACAAACGCGCGAAGUUCGACUCCAAGUCAUCACUCUGUCGUUUCCUGGGAUACGCCGAACACCAGAAGUCAUAUCGAUUUGAGGAAGUGUCAACAGGAGCGAUCAAGAUCAGUCGCGAUGCCACAUUCAUGGAAGACAAGUUUGAUGAAGGUCCGCGCAACUACAACGAUGAGUCAAGUGUCGUUGAGUUUGAUGAUCAUGAUGAGGACGAAGAAAAAGAAGAAGGUAAAACUGACGACGAAAUGGACUCGAGCGACGAUGACAACGAAGACACCAGGUCUUCGAAGAGCAACAUCAAGAGACACACGCGCACUCAAUCACUUGAGAAAGCUACCGUCAUUCCAAGUCCCAAGCGAAGAACAUACAGAGGUCCGUCGCUUGAGCAUGUGUCAGCGGCUGCAAUGGAUUUUGAAGCAGCCUACAUCGUUGAUUCAGUGGGGGAAACGCCGACUACAUUCAAGUCGGCGAUGGAAUCAAGCGACUCCGGCAAGUGGAAAGAAGCGUGUGACUCGGAGUUCGAUUCGCUUCAGAGAAACGACACGUGGGAAAUCGUGCCUCUUCCGAAAGGUCGCAAGGCCAUCGGGUGCCGAUGGGUUUUUCGUGUAAAGGAGAAUCAAGAUGGCGAAGUUGAACGUUUCAAGGCAAGACUUGUGGCCAAAGGAUUCUCACAGAAAUUCGGAGUUGACUAUGAAGAAACUUUCGCACCGGUGGCCAAGUUCACAUCGAUUCGUGUGGUGCUCAGUAUGGCCGCUAAGUACGGCCUAAUGCUACAUCAGAUGGACGUCAAGACAGCGUUUCUUAACGGCUCCCUCAACGAAGACAUCUACAUGGACCAGCCGGACGGAUACCUGGAUGCAACACAGCCGGACUAUGUGUGCAAGCUAAAGAGAUCACUCUACGGCUUGAAGCAAUCGCCUCGCAUGUGGAACCAAACAAUCGAUGGGUUCAUGAUCAAGAUGGGAUUCAAGAAGUGCGAAUCGGACCACUGCAUCUACAUCAAGCGAGACGACCAAGACAUGAUUCUCGUGGUGCUCUACGUCGAUGAUCUCAUCCUGGCCAGCAGCAACAACGAACUCCUCAAGUCGACCAAGAUGGCGCUGAGCAAACGCUUCGAAAUGACGGAUCUCGGUGAGCUCGAUUACUUUCUCGGCAUGGAGAUCAAGAACGACCGUAAGACGGGAAUGGUGACUGUACAACAAACCAAGUUUCUCAAGUCCGUGUUAACCAAGUUCGGAAUGGAUAACAGCAAGCCAGUGAAGACGCCUCAAGAUCCCGGCCUGAAGCUAACCAAGAACAUGUGUGAACAAGAAUGCAAGCACGAAGACACCAUGUGCAACGUGCCAUAUCGAAGUGCUGUCGGAGGCAUCAUGUAUCUCAUGGUCGCCACACGUCCGGAUCUAGCUGCUGCAGUGGGAUCAUUAUCCCAGUUCUCGUCCGACCCAUGCCCGACUCACUGGCAAGCUUUGAAGCGUGUGCUGAGAUACCUGCAAGCAACGCCCAAUCAUGGUCUUGAGUUUACACGUGAAGAAGGAAGCCGUAUCUGCGGGUACACCGACGCAGACUGGGCCGGCGACAUUGAGUCAAGACGAAGUACAAGCGGCUAUGUGUUCAUGAUGAGCGGAGGAUGCAUCAGCUGGAAAAGCCAGAAACAACGGACGGUCGCGCUAUCUUCAACAGAAGCAGAAUACAUGGCGCUUUCCGAAGCAACCAAAGAAGCAGUAUGGCUCAAAGUGCUUUUGGGGGAACUUGGUGAGAUGACAAGCGACGAAGCGAUCAAGAUGUAUGAAGACAACCAAGGAUCAAUCGCUCUCGCCAAGAACCCGGAGUUCCAUAAGAGAACAAAACACAUCGACAUACGCUACCAUUUUGUGCGUGAGAAGGUGGAAUCAGGUGAAGUCGUUUUGGAGUAUUGCCCGACUCAAGAUAUGCUGGCAGACAUGAUGACCAAGCCGAUCGCCGCUGUACAAUUUGAAAACAUUCGCGAUCGACUUGGGAUCCAAGGUGCCGCAGCUAACGAGUCGAGAGGGAGUGUUGAAAAGACAGCGGCUGUGAAGAAGACACCUCGUCAAGCUGCGUCAAGUGUUGAAGCAAGUGGAAGACCAAGCUUCGCUAUACCGGUGGGUACCGGUAUGUACCAGUAA
Molecule: messenger RNA, 2208 nt
Organism: Peronospora matthiolae
Lineage: Eukaryota; Oomycota; Peronosporomycetes; Peronosporales; Peronosporaceae
Source: the annotation of a GenBank genome assembly